AUGGCUGUUACUGCUCUCGGUAAUUCGGAAGAUUUCGAUGCCUUCCUGAAGGCUGCGAGAUACGGUGAUGUCGAGGAAGUACUCAAACUGUUGGAAGGUCACCCUGAGCUUGUGGAGGAGUCCGAUGCGUUCACGAAGAGCACAGCGAUGCUACUAGCCGCCGCCAACGGACAUAGUGAAGUCGUCCAGGCUCUAUUGGAGAAAGCCGGGGAAGGAAAAAAGAAAAUAGUGGUGAACCAAGCGAAUGGCCAAGGCAACACUCCACUCCAUUGGGCGGCUCUGAAUGGACAUCUCGCCGUUUGCAAGAUCCUUGUGGGCGCAGGAGCAGACGCUACAGCUGUAAACAAGGCAAAACGCACUCCGUACGAUGAAGCAUUAGCCCGGCAUUUCCAGGAGGUUUGCGUCUAUUUGGCGAAGUUCUCGGCUCUCGAGACCGGGUCGUAG
Molecule: messenger RNA, 444 nt
Organism: Perkinsus marinus ATCC 50983
Lineage: Eukaryota; Perkinsozoa; Perkinsida; Perkinsidae
Product: Ankyrin repeat-containing protein YAR1, putative
Exons: 4
Coding region: 1-444 (147 amino acids)
Molecular function (GO): protein binding
Source: RefSeq, a predicted model, not a curated record